CCUCCCACAUACUCUUCCAGCUUAGUAGCCUGAGACAAGGAAGUCCCAGAUGAGGGAAGAGAAGUUUGUGGGAGAAAAGUUGCUCCUGGAAGAAGGAUGCUGCAGUCCAGCCUGUCCUGGCUGGGCCUGGGCUGGCUGCUCACUACCUCCCCAUGGCUGCUCCUGACGCUGGCUGGGGCCUCCUGGCUUUUGGCUCGAAUCCUCACCUGGACCUACACUUUCUACAACAAUUGCUGUCGCCUCCGAUGUUUCCCACAGCCCCCCAAACGGAACUGGUUUUGGGGUCACCUGGGCCUGACAAAGAGCAAUGAGGAGAGCAUGAAGCUGAUGGAGGAACUGGGCCACUACUUCCGCGAUAUCCACCUGUGGUGGAUUGGGCCCAUCUACCCCAUCUUGCGGCUCGUCCACCCCAAGUUCGUGGCCCCCCUGCUCCAGGCUCCAGCUGGGUUUGCACCCAAGGAGAUGACCUUCUACAACUUCCUGAAGCCCUGGCUGGGUAAUGGACUCUUGCUGAGCGCCGGCAGCAAGUGGAGCCGCCACCGCCGCAUGCUGACCCCCGCCUUCCACUUCAACAUCCUGAAGCCAUACGUGAAGAUUUUCAACAGGAGUGUGAACACCAUGCACGCCAAGUGGCAGCGUCUGAUCUCUGAGGGCAUUGAGCGUCUGGACAUGUUUGAGCACAUCAGCCUCAUGACCUUGGACAGUCUGCAGAAAUGUGUCUUCAGCUUUGAUAGCAACUGCCAAGAGAGGCGCAGUGAAUACAUCGAGGCCAUCUUAGAGCUGAGCACCCUCAUAGUGAAACGGUACCACCAGAUCUUCCUGCACACAGACUUCCUCUACUACCUCACCACUGAUGGCCGGCGCUUCCGCAAAGCCUGUCGCCUUGUGCACAACUUCACUAAUGCUAUCAUCCAGAAACGGCGCCACACCCUUACCAUCCAGGGCACCGAGGACUGCCUCAAGGCCAAGGCCAAGUCCAGGACUUUGGACUUCAUCGAUGUAUUGCUCCUAGCCAAGGAUGAAGAUGGGAAGCCACUGUCGGAUGAGGACAUCCGAGCAGAGGCCGACACCUUCAUGUUUGGGGGCCACGACACCACGGCCAGCGGGCUCUCCUGGGUCCUCUACAACCUAGCCAAGCAUCCGGAGCACCAGGAGCGCUGCCGGCAGGAGGUGCAGGAGCUCCUGAGGGACCGUGAGCCCAAGGAGAUGGAGUGGGACGACCUGGCCCGGCUGCCCUUCCUGACCAUGUGCAUCAAGGAGAGCCUGCGGCUGCACCCACCUGUCACUGUCAUCUCCCGCUGCUGCACCCAGGACAUUCCGCUGCCUGAUGGCCGGGUCAUCCCCAAAGGGAACAUCUGUGUCAUUAGUAUCUUUGGAAUUCAUCACAAUCCUUCUGUCUGGCCGGACCCUGAGAUCUACAACCCCUACCGCUUCGACCCUGAGAACGUGAAGGACCGAUCACCACUGGCUUUCAUCCCUUUCUCGGCGGGGCCCAGGAACUGCAUCGGGCAGACCUUCGCACUGAGCGAAAUGAAGGUGGCGCUGGCGCUGACGCUCCUGCGCUUCCGCGUGCUGCCCGACGCCUCGGUGCCCGAGCCGCGCCGGAAGCCGGAGCUGAUCCUACGCGCAGAGGGCGGCCUGUGGCUGCGCGCGCAGCCCCUGGACUGACUGCUCCGGCCCGGGCAGGACCCCAAUAAAGCUGUACCCCCACCUAUG
Perognathus longimembris pacificus (Pacific pocket mouse) is the source of this 1716-nucleotide messenger RNA. Its product is annotated as cytochrome P450 4F6-like. Gene Ontology annotation, molecular function: iron ion binding; monooxygenase activity; heme binding. Bases 97 to 1668 code for a protein of 523 amino acids. The record is from RefSeq and is a predicted model, not a curated record. Lineage: Eukaryota; Metazoa; Chordata; Mammalia; Rodentia; Heteromyidae. The transcript has 13 exons.